Messenger RNA from Arctia plantaginis, 312 nucleotides. The record is from the annotation of a GenBank genome assembly. NCBI's taxonomy places the organism in Eukaryota, Metazoa, Arthropoda, Insecta, Lepidoptera, Erebidae.
AUGAUUACUGACUUGUAUAUAGAGGACAAGGAGAAGAGGCUAAUGAGAGGGGGAACGUUGCACCAAUUCUUGGAAGUAAUUAGGGCUAGUAGCGGCUGGUCCGAGUCCCGGCCUCAAAUUGACACCGCGGCAGAGCUCUCUUCAGAGCUGCGGGCGGUGUCGAGGCACUACGGUGCAGCAGUUCUAUAUGUGGAGUAUGUUGUUAAACCCUUUGUUGGCUCAGCCAUUCGAAUGCUGAUCGUUUCUCUGAAACAACCGCAAUUAUACUUCUCUUUCGAAAAGUUGACACACACACACAUGCCGGUCGUGUAA